Messenger RNA from Pichia kudriavzevii, 1311 nucleotides. RefSeq lists its product as uncharacterized. Gene Ontology annotation, molecular function: 2-oxoglutarate-dependent dioxygenase activity. Gene Ontology annotation, cellular component: cytoplasm. The record is from RefSeq and is a predicted model, not a curated record. NCBI's taxonomy places the organism in Eukaryota, Fungi, Ascomycota, Pichiomycetes, Pichiales, Pichiaceae. The transcript has a single exon. The coding region runs from base 1 to 1311 and encodes 436 amino acids.
AUGUCCUUUACUAGCACAACCACUGAAACGAUCAGAACGAGUAACACGCUGUCCAGUAACCAAAAAAAUGCUCCAAUAGAUCAACAGAUUGCAAAUAUCAUCAGAACUGAACAUAGUCUUAAUAUCGGCUCUUCCAUCCAUUUCCACGAUGGUGCAGAUAAAGAGGGUGUUUUAAUGCUGCCUGAAUCUUCCAGAAAAAGAUUGGAAGAUGGAGGCAUUGAUUUAUCAGCAGGUUAUCCAGAGAUCCCUGAUGUCUUAGAGAUUCCAAUUUUUGUUGACGAAGCACACGCUAUUAGGGCUGAAGACGUGCCUUAUAUUGAGAGGGGUAAGAACGCCGACCCAGAAAAGAAGGCAUUGCUUGGUGCUGCAAAAGAGGUCAUCCACUUGACUAAAAACGUUGGUACCGAGAUUGUUGGCUUGCAGCUCGCAGACUUGACUGACCAACAGAAGGAUGAGUUGGCUCUUCUUGUUGCGGAGAGAGUCGUUGUCUUUUUCAGAGACCAAAAGCUUCCACCCACUAAACAACAUGAAUUGGGCUCGUAUUUAGGUAACGUGGAAGUACAUCCACAAACUCCACACGUUACCGGUUUGCCAGGUGCAACUGUUAUAUGGAACGAUUUUAAGCUGAAAAAGGGAAUGGUAUUGAACUAUGCCAAUGCGAAUUUGUCAAAUUGGGAUCCUAUUCGUAAUAAAUCAAUUGGAAAUCAGACUUGGCACACUGAUUUAGUCCAUGAACAUCAACCAGCCGGCUAUACUCAUUUGCAUCUAGAUGCUAUUCCUAAAAGUGGGGGUGAUACAUUGUGGGCGUCCGGUUAUGGUGCAUACGAUAAGUUGUCCGAUGAGUUUAAAAGGUUCUUGGAUGGUAAGAAGGCCGUAUACAUUUCCGCACAUGCUUAUCUAGACAGAAACGAUCCACUAGGUGGACCCAAAAAAAUUGAAAGAAUUCAUCCAUUAGUUAGAACCCACCCAGCAACAGGCUGGAAGUUUUUGGCUGUAAAUAGAAGUAUGACGAGAAGAAUAGUGGGCCUGUCGCCUGUUGAAUCAGACUUAAUUCUCAACUACUUGUUUGAUGUUUAUGAAAAAAAUGCAGAUCUCCAAAUCAGGUUCAAGUGGACGUCUUCAGAAGAAGGCUGCGGGACUUCGGCAAUCUGGGAUAACAGAGUAUCUCAGCACAGAAAUAUUUGGGAUCAUGAGGGAGAAGAGCCAAGACAUGGUACCAGAGUUACCUCCCUAGCGGAAGUUCCAUUCUUCGAUCCGGACUCAAAGUCUCAAAGGGAAGCAUUAGGCAGACCUAUUCAUCAGUGGGACUAA